AUGGCCUCCGACCUCAUGAACACAGCCUUGAGGUCAGUUGGACAAUGGUGCACAGAGGUAGGCCUUUCUAUCAACCCCUCCAAAGUGGCGGUUAUCCCCUUCCCGAGGAGGCGCGAUCUAAAUGGCAUAGGACCUCUGAGAAUACAAGACACAGUGCUUGAAAUGCAGAAUCAGGUAAAGUACCUGGGUGUGGUAUUGGACCGAAAGCUGCAACGGGGGCCACAACUCCAAAAGGUCAUUGAUCGAGGUAAGUGGUCACUCAUGGCUUGUAGACGGAUGGUGGGAGGAACCUGGGGGCUCAAGCCGGUGCUCAUGCACCGGCUAUUUGUCUCCGUGGUAAGGCCCGCCAUGACUCGUGUGGUGGCCCAAGAUGGACUCGGUGUAGGCGGUGAGAGAUCUGGCUGCCGUCCUCCGGGAGCCUCACUGGACUGCCUUCUCAACCUCACUCCGAUUGACCUGCAUGUCAAGGCCACUGCAAGGAGGACUCCCUACAGACUCCAGUGUGAAAACCUUUGGUUGGAUGUUGGAGGAUCCCGAGGUCACUCUCGGAUCACUCAGCAGGUAAGAGGGGAGGUAAUGGACAUGCCCUCGGAUCACAUGCCGACUCGAUUCUUCUUCGCCAGACCAUUCACUGUCCUUCUUCCGUCCAGGGAUGAGUGGAUGUCCGGUGGGAAUCGUCUUCCACAAGGCGACCUUGAAUGGUACACUGAUGGUUCAAAGGCCGAAAUGACUGCUAUAAUGGUAUGUGCUAGGGAAAACUUGAGGCUAGGCUUCAGGGACAUCAACAUUUCCAUUUUUACAGACAGCCAGGCUGCGCUCAAAGCGCUCGACUCCUAUGAAUUCAAUCCUAAGGUGGUCUGGGACUGCCUUUCUGCGGUAUGUGACCUGGGCAGGCGCAACAAGGUAACACUCUGUUGGGUUCCUGGGCACUCAGAGAUAGAAGGGAAUGUGAGGUGGCUGACAGGCUAG
Molecule: messenger RNA, 969 nt
Organism: Macrosteles quadrilineatus (aster leafhopper)
Lineage: Eukaryota; Metazoa; Arthropoda; Insecta; Hemiptera; Cicadellidae
Exons: 2
Coding region: 1-969 (322 amino acids)
Molecular function (GO): nucleic acid binding; RNA-DNA hybrid ribonuclease activity
Source: RefSeq, a predicted model, not a curated record